AGUAUCCUAGUAACCACAUUAUAUAUAUUUAUAGUUAAGAAGAUAGUUCUGUACUUGUAAAAAUAUAACAUUUAAAAUAGCACAACAUAUUGAUAAUAUCUUACACAGUUAUGAAUAAUAUUGUUACUUAAUUAUCUAAAAGUUAAUAUAUUAAACCUCGUGAAAGUAGUUGUAUUAUUUAAGUAGUUAUAUUCGUAUUUAUUAUUAAUCUUUUUUAGUUAUAAUUGUGUAGUUGUGUUUAAUAAUGAAAUCAAUAAAAUCAAAAACAAAGCGAAUUGUUCCACCCUUUAGUUCUCAAUCACGACAACCAAACACAAUUGUAGCUGGUCCUCCUCGGACACGUUCAUGUCAAACACCAAUUGGAAAUACUGCAUUUCGCCGUUAUUAUGAUAGAGGUGACUUUAUGCUGUCUGUCGAUAGCGGGCGAGUUAUGUGGAAAACAUCGUUUGAAAAUAUAGAUUAUCACCACUAUUUACCAAUUUUUUUUGAUGGUUUACGUGAAGUUGCAUACCCAUACCGUGCAGUAGCUGAGCGUGGAGCUACAGAUAUGCUAAAAAAUGGUACACCAGAUCGUAUACUACCUGUUGUGCCCCAAUUGAUUAUUCCAAUAAAAUUAGCACUUAACACUGGUCAUCCAGAUGUAGUUAUAGCAACAUUGAAAAUGGUUCAAACCUUAGUAACAUCGGCUGAUAUGGUAGGAGAAGCUCUAGUGCCCUAUUAUAGACAAAUAUUACCACCCCUUAAUGUAUACAAGAAUCUUAAUAAAAAUACAGGCGAUGGCAUCGAUUAUGCUCAAUAUCAACAAGAAGAUGUUGGGGACUUGGUAAAUAAUACUUUAGAAAUUCUUGAAAGACACGGAGGAGCUCAUGCUUUUAUUAAUAUUAAAUACAUGAUUCCAACUUAUGAGUCAAGUGUGGCAAACUAAUAUAUUACAUAAUUUAAAUAUAGACCCUAAAUAUUUUAAUUUCACAAAUUGAUUUAUUAUUUCCUUAAAAGUAUAUUUUAGAAAUCUAAGUAUAUAUUAGAUCAUUGUUAAAUAGUUUAGAUGAAUAUUUUGAG
Molecule: messenger RNA, 1059 nt
Organism: Rhopalosiphum maidis (corn leaf aphid)
Lineage: Eukaryota; Metazoa; Arthropoda; Insecta; Hemiptera; Aphididae
Product: parkin coregulated gene protein homolog
Exons: 1
Coding region: 245-925 (226 amino acids)
Molecular function (GO): Hsp70 protein binding; Hsp90 protein binding
Source: RefSeq, a predicted model, not a curated record